Molecule: messenger RNA, 1248 nt
Organism: Beauveria bassiana ARSEF 2860
Lineage: Eukaryota; Fungi; Ascomycota; Sordariomycetes; Hypocreales; Cordycipitaceae
Product: acyltransferase-like protein
Exons: 4
Coding region: 1-1248 (415 amino acids)
Cellular component (GO): endomembrane system
Molecular function (GO): acyltransferase activity
Source: RefSeq, a predicted model, not a curated record
AUGAGUCGGGAAAAUAUCCCCGGCCCGGAUGCGGCCCUGCGAUUAAAGGAUUACUCCAAUGGCUCGACAGCGCAAUCCGCGCCGGCUACCCGGGCCGCUCAGCAUCCUUCCGGUAAGGCCGGGCAUGGCGUGGUUGUCAAGUUUCUGCGCGGCCUUGCCUUUGCCGUGUACUUUUGGUCCUGCUGCUUCGUCAUCGCAAUCACCCAGCUGGUUGGCGCACCCCUCUACUUUGUCAACAAGGACAUGUUUUACGCCUACAUGGCCAUGACCAAACGGUCCUUUGCCCUCGUCAUUAUUGUUAUGACCAGGAUCUGGGGGCGGACUACCAUUCGUGUCAGCGGCGACGAGUCUGUGGCUGGUCAGAUCAAGACGAUGCCAGACGGCACUGUUCAGUUUGACUUUCCUGAGCGCAUGGUCAUGAUUGCAAAUCAUCAGAUUUAUACAGACUGGCUAUAUCUUUGGUGGGUUGGGUACGCCAAUCGUGUUGCCAUGCAUGGCCACAUCUACAUCAUCCUCAAAGACUCUCUUCGCUGGAUCCCUAUCAUGGGAACUGGCAUGAUGUUUUUUGGUUUCAUAUUUAUGUCGCGCAAGAUGGCAACGGAUCGCCCGCGUCUCGCGCACCGCCUGCAGAAGCUCUGUCAGCUAAAGACGGCUCCCAACGGAAACAAAUAUUACGACCCAAUGUGGCUCCUCCUUUUCCCCGAAGGUACUAACCUAUCCUCUAAUGGAAGACGCAAAUCCUCGAAUUGGGCGGCCAAAAAUGAUCUCAAAGAUCCGGAACACGUCAUGCUACCCCGAAGCACAGGCACAUUCUUUUGUCUCAACGAGCUCAAAGGCUCGGUAGAAUAUGUCUAUGACUGCACAGUGGCCUAUGAAGGUAUCAAACGUGGUCAAUAUGGAGAAGAAUUCUUUACGCUAAGCGGCACCUAUUUUGCUGGCCGCCCUCCCAAGUCUGUCAACUUUCACUGGAGAAGAUUCCGCUUGGACGAUAUCCCUCUCGAUGACCCAAAAGAGUUUGAGGUGUGGUUGCGAAACGAAUGGUACAAGAAGGACGAGCUCAUGGAGAUUUACUUGAAAGAAGGUCGCUUCCCGUCCAUAACUGACUCGACGACUCCGUAUGUCGAGACAGAGGUCAGAACUCGGUCUCCUUUUGAGAUUUUCCAAAUUUUCUCUGUUGUUGGUAUUAUUUGGCUGAUGUGGAACAAUGUCCGAAAGCUCUACGCCGUUCUCACCCAAAUGUUUGAGUAA